AUGGGAGGUAAGACAACAAUCAAGAAAGGUUUGAAUAGAGCUUCUUCGUCUUGCAGUAGCAGAAAUAAUCAUCGCCUGUCUGAUAGUAGGAAUACUCCUGUCGUGCUGUGUCACAUGCUUUAUCCUCUACGUAUACCACAAGACAUCGAGUAGACUGCGACGCGCAAGGUCAAAUCAGCUACUUUUUUUAGUGCUAAAGUGAAUGGGUUUUACAGUCGGGGCAGGACUCCCAAGCAGGUACAACACCUUCCACCACCUCCAAAAGUUGACGAACCGCCAGUCGAGGUUACGCCGCCAGUAAAAACAAUAGUGAAAGAUAGGGAAAGUAAGAUAGACGUAGGACAUAAGAUCGCAGUGACAGAACCGCCGACGAAGCGACCAAAUAAGCUGUGGAUAGACACGAAUAAAGUUUGUCCGGCUCAAAGUGCGAUUGCAAUGGAAACGUGAGCAAUAGACAUAUUAAUCCUCUUUAAGGAGAAACCGACAGGAAACUACUUCAGAGACUACUCAGCGGAAAGCUUCCUCACCAGUAUGACUAAGGAUAGCACGAAUCGAAGACGUCUACUUCAAGACGAGUUCUUGGUAAGAGGGGCGAAUAUAUUGGGAAAAGAAAGAAGAAGAAAUGAUGGAGUGCUCGCGUCGUAGGUUCUCUCGCGAACGAUGGAGCGCCGAUUGACUAGGAGCACAGACAGAGCGACGAGACACGCCUCAGCCAACAGAUACUCAGACAUUGUGCCCUGUGAGUGUGUCAUGUCGUUUGAGGUCGUUCAACGCCCUGUUUUCAGACGAUCACACGCUCGUCGAACUCAACACGGGCGAUUACAUCAACGCGAGCUUCGUUCAGGUGCACUUUUUUGUACUUUCGUCCAUUCUAUCCGUCUAUUUCGACCAAAGUCUAAAGGGGAGGCAUAAAAGUGCAUACACUUUUAUAGGGCGAGACCGACGCGUUGAGAUGGAUUGCCACACAAGCCCCAAUCGACGAGUCGGAAAGUGUAGGACAGGAGACAGUGUCCGACUUCUGGAGAAUGGUGGUGCAGUACAAAGUCGAUUGCAUUGUGAUGCUCGGGCAACACCAAGAAAACUUUGAGGUAAAUAAUUAGCGAAAGAAAAAUUAGUCAAAACCACGCACGUCAGAAGACUGAAUUCAACCGGAGAGCGGUCAUCGUUAGGGUCACCUGACUAUUCGAGAAACACUAUCACAAAACACGUUUCGUAUCAAUUUAGUGUGCUGAUUGUAAAGAUCGUCAAACAUACAGUCGUCCUUAUGUCAAAAUUACAGCAAAAAUGUGGUGAAUACUGGCCAGCGAACCUCGGAAAAACGGCAAGAUAUGGAAAUGUGGAGGUGAAAGUUGUUUGCGAACUCGAAGAGAGGUGCUGGGUGCACCGCGAGUUUGACGUUUACCCCGCCGCUGGCAGCAGCAGACGGGGGCGAGACGAUCACGUGAAAGUGUCUCAUUGGCAAUACAAAGAAUGGAAAGACAACGACGCUCCCGUCAUUCCGACUUUUCUGGAAUUUUUGAUGCAAGUGAAAGAACGCCGAUAUAAUUCACCGGUUGUUGUGCACUGCAGGUGUGUCCACGGAACAAAUAUUUAGAGUGACUGAAGCUUUUGAAAAACAGCCGAAUCAGCAACACAAGGGUACACUUUUCAGUGCGGGAAUCGGGCGAACUGGAGUGUUCAUCUGCACGGACAAUGUGAUAUCGCGUUUUGAAUCGGAAGGAAUUAUAGACAUCUUUAGGUACUUGGCAAAAGAAGCCAGAAAUGGCAAAAGAUUACACAAUUUCGUGUCUCUUUUUCAGCGAAGUGAAUCGAUCACGGCAACAGCGACCAAGCAUGGUAUACACACUGACGCAGUACGAAUGCAUUUACGACACCAUCGGAGAAUACUUGAGACAAGCGAAGCAGCAACAACGUUAG
Molecule: messenger RNA, 1917 nt
Organism: Caenorhabditis sp. 36 PRJEB53466
Lineage: Eukaryota; Metazoa; Nematoda; Chromadorea; Rhabditida; Rhabditidae
Source: the annotation of a GenBank genome assembly